This is a messenger RNA of Impatiens glandulifera, 3596 nucleotides long. RefSeq names its product pre-mRNA-splicing factor ATP-dependent RNA helicase DEAH1-like. Gene Ontology annotation, molecular function: ATP hydrolysis activity; RNA binding. The coding region runs from base 152 to 3298 and encodes 1048 amino acids. Gene Ontology annotation, cellular component: intracellular anatomical structure; catalytic step 2 spliceosome. The record is from RefSeq and is a predicted model, not a curated record. NCBI's taxonomy places the organism in Eukaryota, Viridiplantae, Streptophyta, Magnoliopsida, Ericales, Balsaminaceae. The transcript has 28 exons.
ACUUCAUCUACCUUUGCAGGCUGUUGUUGUAGCUUUGCAAGUCAAUUGAAGGACAACUUUGUAUUAUUCCGCCAUCAUUAUCCCAUUCAGCAGUAGGUUCAUUGCAUAAGAGGGGAAUCGUUAUUGGGAAACAAAACGAACAGUUACUAAGAUGGGGAGUGAUUUGAAGGCAUGGGUCUCUGACAAGUUAAUGUCACUACUGGGAUAUUCACAGCCUACGCUUGUUCAAUAUGUUAUUGGGCUAUCCAAGUCGGCAGCUUCGCCUUCUGAUUUUGUCAGUAAGCUUGUGGAUAUUGGAUUGUCCUCAACAAGUCAAACCCAUGCCUUUGCCAAAGAGAUUUUUGCCAAAGUUCCAAGGAAGGCCUCUGGUUUAAGUUCUUACCAGAAGCAAGAACGCGAGUCUGCAAUGUUGGCCAGGAAACAACAGACUUACACAAUUCUUGAGGAUGAUGGGGACGAGGAUGCCGUAAAUGCUUCACUCACUCCUGCAGCUUCACAGUCAAUAAAAGUGGACACACGGAAGAAACGGUUCAGGAAAAAAGCCGACAACAUUGAGGAUGAAGAUGAUGAGGUAGAUGCGAAAGUUGAACAUGAGAGACAAGUAAAAAGACGAACUUCCAAAGAAGAAAGUGAUGAUUCUGAGUCAGAGGAUGAAAGGAAAAAGGACCAAAGAGAAAGAGAGGAGUUAGAGCGCCACCUUAAAGAACGAGAUGCUGCAUCAACAAAAAAGCUAACUGAGUCAAAGUUAUCACGGAUGGAAGAAGCGGAAGCACUUCGUAGAUCUAGUGCAAAGGAAGAAGAUGGGAUUGGUACUUUGAGAAAAGUUUCAAGGCAGGAAUACCUGAAAAAAAGGGAGCAGAAGAAACUGGAAGAGCUUCGAGAUGAAAUAGAGGACGAGCAAUAUUUAUUCGAGGGAGUUAAAUUGACUGAAGCAGAAAAUCGAGAGAUGAGAUACAAAAAGGAGAUAUAUGAACUUGUCAAAAAGCAAACUGAGGAAGCUGAUGAAAUAAAUGAGUAUAGGAUGCCUGAUGCUUAUGAUGAAGAAGGAGUUGUAGAUCAAGAAAAGAGAUUUGCUGUUGCCAUUAAGCGUUACAGAGAUUCAAGUGCUGGAGAGAAGAUGAAUCCUUUUGCGGAACAGGAAGCAUGGGAGGCGCAUCAAAUCGGAAAAGCAACUCUUAAGUUUGGCUCCAAAGAUAGAAAGCAAACAUCUGAAAACUUUCAGUUUGUUUUUGAGGAUCAGAUUGAUUUUAUAAAAGCAUCAGUCAUGGAUGGUGAAAAUGUGGGAGAUGAAUUGUCGGCAGAACAACUAGAGGAAUCAAUAACAAAGUCAGCAUUUGAGAAGCUUCAGGCAGAUAGAAAAACCUUGCCCGUUUUUCCUUACAGGGAAGAGUUACUUAAAGCUGUUAAUGAACAUCAGGUACUUGUCAUUGUAGGAGAGACAGGGUCAGGAAAAACUACUCAAAUACCGCAAUACCUUCAUGAAGCUGGGUAUACAAAGCGUGGAAUGAUUGGUUGUACUCAGCCACGUCGUGUUGCUGCGAUGAGUGUUGCUGCCAGAGUUGCUCAAGAAAUGGGUGUUAAACUUGGGCAUGAGGUUGGUUAUUCUAUUCGAUUUGAAGAUUGUACAUCUGAAAAAACAAUACUGAAAUAUAUGACUGAUGGGAUGCUACUGCGGGAAUUUCUUGGUGAACCUGAUCUUGCAAGUUAUAGUGUGGUGAUGGUGGAUGAGGCUCAUGAGAGGACCCUCUCGACUGACAUUUUGUUUGGUUUAGUAAAGGAUGUUACUCGAUUCCGUCCUGAUCUGAAGCUGCUUAUAUCAAGUGCAACUCUUGAUGCUGAGAAGUUCAGUGAUUACUUUGAUUCUGCCCCUAUUUUUAAAAUUCCUGGGAGACGGUAUCCCGUUGAGAUACACUAUACAAAAGCCCCUGAAGCUGACUACUUAGAUGCAGCAAUUGUCACAGCUCUCCAGAUACAUGUUACUCAGCCAGCUGGUGAUGGUGAUAUAUUGGUCUUUCUCACUGGUCAAGAGGAAAUUGAAACAGCUGAGGAGAUACUUAAAUUUCGAACAAGGGGUUUGGGAACUAAGAUACCCGAACUUAUCAUAUGUCCCAUAUACGCAAAUCUUCCGACAGAGUUGCAGGCUAAAAUAUUUGAACCGACUCCAGAUGGUGCUCGUAAGGUUGUGCUGGCCACAAACAUUGCUGAAACAUCUCUAACUAUUGAUGGAAUCAAGUAUGUUAUUGACCCAGGAUUUGUGAAGAUGAAGUCUUACAACCCUAGGACUGGAAUGGAGUCAUUGCUAGUGACUCCCAUUUCAAAAGCCUCAGCAAAUCAACGGGCUGGUCGAUCUGGACGAACUGGUCCUGGAAAAUGUUUCCGACUGUAUACAGCUUACAACUAUUAUCAUGAUUUGGAAGAUAAUACAGUUCCAGAAAUACAGCGAACAAAUCUUGCAAAUGUUGUGCUUAGUCUUAAAAGUUUAGGCAUCCAUGAUCUUUUGAAUUUUGAUUUCAUGGACCCACCACCAUCUGAAGCAUUACUGAAAGCCUUGGAGCUGCUCUUUGCCUUAGGUGCACUAAAUAAGUUGGGUGAGCUAACUAAAGUGGGUAGGAGAAUGGCUGAAUUCCCCCUUGAUCCAAUGCUAUCUAAGAUGAUUGUAGCAUCAGAAAAACAUAAAUGCUCAGAUGAGAUUAUUUCCAUCGGUGCUAUGCUUUCUGUUGGAAAUUCAAUCUUUUAUCGGCCCAAGGACAAGCAGGUCCAUGCUGACAAUGCACGGAUAAACUUCCACAUUGGAAAUGUUGGCGAUCAUAUAGCAUUGCUUAAGGUUUAUAGUUCUUGGAAAGAAACCAAUUAUUCAACACAAUGGUGCUAUGAAAACUACAUCCAGGUUAGAAGCAUGAAGCGUGCAAGAGAUAUAAGAGACCAGUUGGAGGGACUUUUAGAGCGGGUUGAAAUUGAACUAACAUCUAAUGAUGGUGAUUUUGAAGCAAUAAAGAAGUGCAUAACCGCAGGUUUCUUCCCCCAUUCUGCAAGACUGCAAAAGAGUGGAGCUUACAAGACCGUCAAACAUCCCCAGACAGUUUAUAUCCACCCAAGCUCUGGUAUAGCCCAGUUGCUUCCAAGAUGGGUGGUCUACCAUGAACUAGUGAUGACAACAAAAGAGUACAUGCGACAGGUUACAGAGCUUAAACCUGAAUGGCUGGUUGAAAUAGCGCCUCACUAUUAUCAGAUGAAGGAUGUGGAAGACACUGCAUUGAAGAAAAUGCCCCGUGCAGAAGGACGUGCCUCUGAAAAAUAGCUUCUUUCGGGAGGGAAAAAACUAAUCAGGCCAACAGUAAUGUAUCCUACUAAUACAUUUCGAGCAUGUUCCCAAAUCAAAAUGGACACCAGAAGCUGCCAGGAAAAGAAGAGUGUUAGAAUGUAAAAAUCUUUUUAUAAUCGCAAAAUUUAUUUAGUAAAUGUUGGAUUUUUUCAUGUCCUAAAAUUUAGUUUUAUCCUCCUGAAAGAUAUUCAGCCUUCCUUAUGUAUCUAUCAGAUUGUCCUUGUCUGAUUCUAUUUGCAUAACUAAUUGAGGAAAGACUGCAUAUUGGUUGAGA